AUGACGUCACUUUUCAAGCAACUUGAAACGCUCUCGUCGAAGUCUAACAAGGCAUACAGUCGCUUCCGAAGGUCAUAUGCUGGCAGUGAACAUUACAACCGUGUUUUGGUUUGUGAGAGCUGGGAGUAUAUAGUGAACUUGGACCAUGCUUUUUUAGAAUGUGAAGGUCUAUUUCGGCGUUGUCUAUCGGAUGUCGGUCCCGGUGCCGUAGCUGUUAUGGCUGAACGGCCUUUAAGCAAUGGUGAUUCUUCUUAUCCAGUGGAUUCCGAUGACCAUGUUACAAUAUGUGAAUCCUGUUGGGAGAGUAAGGAGAUUGACUUUAUGGUAGAAUCAGAGUAUGUUGAAUUCAAACGUGUGUUACAACUUUUUCUGGACCUGGUUACACCGUGGCUUUUGCAUGAGCCCUGCCAAUCUCUGAUAAGUUAUCUUAUAUAUCAGUAUGAACUGGCUACACGUUUCGGAGAGAUGUUAAUUUUGUCAUUGCUGCCUAUACAUGAAAGCUCGUAUUUUCUCACGAUAGCCGAGCUUGUGACCCUCCCCGAAGGCAGCGAGGUUGCAUAUUAUUUACCUGUCAAUUCUGCCAGCAAGCACAAUUCGGGUGAUGCAGCUUCUACCCAGGGCGUGUCACGUGCUGUGAUAAUAGCAGGUACAGUGAGAUCUUUCAGCAAUUAUAAGCAGAUAAGUGAUACUGCGGAACGCAUAGCGUUAGUGCGUCAACGUGGUGGAGCUUAUGUACCACUUUAUGCUGUUUUAAGUGUUGCUUUUAUAGAGCAAAAUCGUGGCAAGCUUGGUGAUACUGAGGUUCGUAUGUUGUUGAACGGUGCCUUUUCAGGUUUAAAACAUCCUGAGAAUGCCGCGUACUAUUCUGCACAGCUUUGUAUUUUGACGAUGUUAUUUGCGACCGUUACUGUGACCAUUUCUGUACAGAAAUCAGUAGUGACAGCAUUACUGGACCCUUUGCUUUCUGCAAUGUGUGAGGAGGACCUGCCUUCGUUCAACUUGCGUUUGAAAUUGAAGGAUAGCUUGUUCGUUCUGCUUGGGAUGUUUAACCAGCAAAAGUACCGCUUGGAUAUCCUCCCGGCGAAUACUACUCGUUUACUCCUCAUGGCAUUACACAAGUUCCCUACACUUGUGAACAUGUUCCGUGCGACCGGCGGUUCGUCAGAGUCGUUGGACUUUUCACGAUUGUGUAAGGUGUUGAUUUCGUCGGUAUUGAAAGUUCGCGGGAGCUACUGUCCCAAGCAUAUGGACAAUGUUCCAUGCAGCAUACAAUGUGAACUUGUAGACUCUCUUAUCGAUUUCUUCUUUCAUUUGGAUCAUUCGAUAUUGUACUUGCGCGUGAUGCUCUAUACAUUAAUCGACGACUUGGUAAUAUUUUCGCUAUCUUUUCAGCAUGGUGAUUCGCUGAUCAAAUGGGAUGCUCAACACAUGAGUGUUUUGUUGAACUCAAAUUAUGAGGAAAAGCUUUCUGUGUACAGUAUGUUCUUCCGCAAACUUCAUUCGAUAUCUCCUUCUGUUUUUGAAGAUGUCCUGCGUAGGAUUCUGCAAUCACCAGAUCUUGCAUCUGAUUUUUUGCCAGUGUUUAUGAUGAUUUGUCACAGUGUGAGUCGCGGUUGUCCAGUUCAUUUUUCAGUACUGGUGCACCGAUGUUUGGGCAAGCCUCUGGAUACUGAUAAGGUCACACUACCUAAAUCUGUGACUUCUGACAACCUUAACUCAACUCUUAUGCUGUACACGAAUGCUAAGCUACCUUCUAAGUCUCGACUGGAGCUUUAUUCCAUGAUAUCAUCCGUUGUGGACGCUGACAUAUUAUCUUCUGUGGACCAUAAUGUGAUGCAUGAGUUCGUACGCGUGAGUUUAGCAGACCACGAGUGUAGCACUCUGUUUUGUGCUGAUAGACGUCUGGUUACUCUCCUACCACCUUCAAUGGUUGCUGAUGUUCUAAUAAGUCACAUUGGCUCGUUGCUUCCAAGUUCGGGGUUUUCUUUUACUAUCCCCGUUCUGUUGAAAAUGAAACACAAGAGCGCCUUGCUUGACAUGGGACCUUUCUAUGAGAAAUGUUUCGAAACAUUGCAUCGUGACUCUGUUUUAUCACGGCAAUUGUUUAGUAGUCUUGGGCUAUUCUGCGAUAUUUACAGUCGUGCCUCUGGCAGUGAUCGUGAGUCGAUGCGUCGUGCAUCUCACCAUUUUCUAUCGCUUCUUCGUCAAGUUCAUGUAAAUCACAAACCAUUGAAGGCUGGAAAGAAGGGUGUGAACCAUGCCGAUGCAGCUGCUAGUUCAGCGAAUGCCGAUGUCUCGGGUGCUCCGGCAAAUCAUGGUUCAUCUCGUCGCUUGAAGAAGUCCGUGACGGAACCAAACCAUGUCUCCGAUACCAGCCCGAAACUGGGUGAUAUUUGUACUACGUACUUUGCAACUUCAGAUAUAUCCGACUGUCUGAAUUACAGUUCUACAAUGUCCCUUAUGUUUGGCAUUUUGGAGUUCAUGGUGCGUAUUUCUACCGCUACUAUCUAUGUCAAUACGUCAUCAGGGGAUGAUUGUGUUACCACCACGGAUGGUAAUUCCCUCCUCUUUGGUAGCGACUCCAUAUGGUUCAACGAGUGGAUCGUUUGUUAUGGCCUUUACGAAUCAUCUGAACUUUUACGUCGGUCUACUAAUAUGGGUUCGGCUACUGCUUCAACUGUGUCGACUGACGAUAUGGAAGAUGGGCAUAGUGAAUCUUCACCACCAACUGGAGAUGACCUGCCACAGUUACCCACCAUAUUGUCUUCAGAAGAGUACCGCAAUUUGUUUUCAUUGACUUUGGUUGUAUUAUGUUACGCCAUAAAGCUUUAUCGCGGUUCGAUUAUGCUUGGAGAGUUAACAUUUAUGUUUGCACGUUGCAUUUUCAAGUUCAUGACUUUCCAGUCUCUGAUGUGCUAUGUUCCAAUUAAAUCCGAGGUUGAUUCGUCGUCUGCAGCGUUGGGCAUAGAUAUUGAGAAGAUUCUGGAUAGGGACUCAUUGCUGCUUCAUACGAUGCUUGCGUUAUCCAGUGAAGAUUUCACCACCCUUUUCAAAGAAGCGUUGCAAAUGGCUCCCAAGGCUGUUUUACCAAAUAUAUCUCUUUGGUUGAAACAUUAUUUUGAGUUUGUACGUUUUGUGCGCAGCGCUGAGAAUCGCCCUGGUAUGCGUUUGGACCUGUAUGGCAACAUCAAGAGCAGUUAUGUGGAAGUAUGCCGUUCUUCAUUUACUGUCUCAUCGCACGGCGUCUUAGGUGACAUGUUACCAUCAGGUCUUUUGAUGUUAUCUGAGCUUCUGGAGGGCCGAAUUGACGUUCCUGAAUUGCCCCAAUCUGUGGUCAAUAAUUACGAGGGUGAUAUCUCUACGCUACGCAUUCCGUUCGUAUCUCUACUAGAUCUCGAUGGUAUGAUGAAAAUGUAUAGCCGUUGUAUGGAUGUCUUAUCAUAUAUGAUUCCUGAGUUAUUGCGUCUUAAAGCAUUUAACAAUUCUUGUUUGAUGUUGGAUGUUAUGGUGAACACCUUAGAGUUUUUGGUUGAUAAAGAUCCCCAGAUACGUCGAUCUGCCGUUUCUAUGUUAUCUCGAGCCAUACAAAGCUAUGUCGAUACCCCUUGCAAAGCUCCCGUUCGUCUCGUUAGCGUUUGUGGUUAUGGGUUAUCGGCAGACUACAGUGCAGCUGUUGCUGCAUUGGACUAUCCCUUUAAGGGUUUCGAGAAGUCAUUGAAGCGUCUAUGCAGUGCUUUAUUAUCGGUCAAUGCACCGUUUCCGAACGUUAUUUUCACUAACCAACUGUUCGGUCAUUGUACCAGCGAGCCUAUAGUGUUGUCAUUGCUCCUUUAUGGCUGCGCCUAUAGCGGCACGACCUUACAGUUUAACGUUGAUGUCGUGCGACGUAUAUCUUCUUCGAUAUCAUCGGAUAACUCUGUUGAAUCUUUGUCAUCUGCUCUGGUUGGAUUAUUAAGGGUCGUGAACGAACUAGACUGUCAUUCGCAAUAUCAUCUAAACUCCUUGUUACGUUUUCUGAUUCUCUUCGCUUCUUCUGCUUCCUGCAUCACAAUCACAGAUUUACGUGGGAAGCAUGGAUAUUUUGCAUCAACUGUAUGUCCAGCGGUCUUUGAUGCUUUAGGUCGAUUGUUUGAUCGCAUGUCUGACAUCAAUGAGUCUCUACAAAAUGAUGUACGUUCUAUUCGUCAGCUUUGUGGUUUGUGCAUCUCUAUAUGCACAUUGGCAUGUUCUGGAAGCGCAUUUUGGUCUCUUAAACCUGAUAUUCAUGCUGUAUUUUUCGAAUCUUUCGAUAGGAUUUUUGGAUCUCUCGACGUUACCACUCGUCGUUCAUGUCUGAAAUACAUAACAUCUGGUUAUGUCAGUACCAAGUGUGGUGUGAAGCCAUUAGCAGCGUUAUUACCUAGGCUACAUUCAUGUAGCGAUCAAUUGGCUGAGAAGUUAGUUAUGGGUAUCGUUGACACCGCCCCUACUGGCUUACUCUCUGAUAUCUUCAGCGCCAUUUUACAAUACGAAAAAUCAUCUAAAGGAUGGUUCAAGAUGUCAUUUAUAGUAUUACAGCGGUUUGUAUCUUCAGGUUAUUUCAUAUCAGAGCCUAACAUGUCAUUAAAGGGUGUUGGAUCUUUGUUGGAUGGUCUGUUGAAGUUGCACAAGACAGGUGCAAAUUCUGACGUCGUGAACGACGAAGAUGUAUCUUCAAUGUCACACCUAUCACACGUCCAAGUUUUCAUAAGUGACCUUUACCGUCGUUUUGUUAGCUCUUUGGAAGCUAUGGAUAUUAAGGUGUUGCGUAAGGUCGAUACUGACAUAUCUCGUUGUUUACGAACUUUAUGUCAGUUUUACGGAUCAUCAAUGUUAGAUUUCAUCCGACCGUUUCUUUGCAAAAUGUGUAUUGUGAAGCAUUAUCUGGAUUCUAACAUCGACAUCGGUCCUGAGGGUCCCCCUCCAGAUGUAGUUGAUUCUCGUAAUGGCAGCUCGCAUGCUACCAAAAUACCUUAUUCUAGCGCUUUUAGCUCGAUUUGUCAACUGUUAAUGCCAAUAUUCGACUCUGACAAAAGCUCAUCGACUAUGCUGCGGUUUGUCGAAUUGUGUCUGGUUCUGUCUGGGGGUAACAUUGCCACUGUAAAUCGUACCCUUUCCAAGAGCGCAGGUGGCCGGUUGCAAGAUGCAUCUCGGGAUAAGUUUGUAUCGGAGCUAUCGGCUGCAUAUGAUGAAUGGCUUGGUUAUGGUAUUUACAGUUGCAUUACCAUUGGUCGUUUGGAUUCUUCUUCACCUAUUCUCACUCGAUGUAUCGAUCUUCUAAAGCAAUCUAACGACCCGGUGGGCAUUUUGUCGAAACUUUUGUUUACUUCAGUAUCUUCAUGCUGUAAUGAGGAUCCUAACAUACCUCUGUGGAUCCCACGUAUGGAUGUUCGUUGUUUAGGUCCGAGUAAACAUCUGGAUAUUGCUUCUCGAUAUGAAUCGACCUAUGUCAUUUACAAUUUUAUCCACAGCUUAUUGGUAUCAUCUCCGGAACUGUUUGAGGUACCAAUAUCUGCUGAAUGUUUCGUCAAUUUUAAGUCACCUGGUUAUCAGAGGUACCGAUCGGUAUCUCUUCUCUUACAGGGUGCAUGUUUAUCUGUGAUAUGUUUCAAAAAUCAUGGCGAUACUGCGUCACUAUCUGGUUUGAGUAAGAAGCGUAAGGGUCUGGUUGGUAUUUGUGUACCUAAUUCCGAUGAUACCGCAACGAGUGACAGUUACGUCUCUUCGAUCGUUAAGAAAGCUUUGGAGAUUGACGAUUUGGUAUACACAUCAAACCCUCGAGAUAACCACCCUAGAUUAGCUCUAGGUGCAUUAUCGUUUUUUUCGGGUCUAGAUAGUGACACCGUAGAUGGUAAUUACUGGAGCGUUACAUGUGGUUUGGACUUUACUAAGCAGCCUUGGGUUUGCGAAUACAUAUCUGCAGCUACUUCGUCUUUGUGCAAGAGCUCUGGGCAUAAAAUCGUAUUAGGCAAGCGCGAUAUGGUAUCUUCUGACAAUAUGAAGUUUAGUAAAGAGCUUUUCACUACUUUUAUGAGGUUAUCAAAGGUGUUUGCGGACUUUUUGAUGAGCACUGGAUCUUGCAUGGUUUCUAAGAAGUUGGAUGAUUCGAUAUCUCUAUCGAUUAAUCGAUGUCGUAAGGUUAUAUGGCGUACUCUGCUAGGGUUAUCUUUGGGUUUAUCUGGUGUCUAUACAGGCCAUUGUUUUUCACUGGCCAGGUCAAAUGUUGAGUUUGUGCAGCAGCAUAAAACCCUUAGCCGUGUAUCAGUCUUCGAUUUUGUUAACACUGUGAAGUUAUGUAUCAUUUUGAUCUCCAGUUAUGAUGUUUCUUCAGAUGAUAUUGACAUCGAGUUCGUGUGCAGUUUAGCACGUUCUCUUUCGAAGUUUACGGCAUACAUGGUUGAGCGUCAUCCUCACAACAUUAACCUUUCGGCCUGUUUACUGACGUUAAUGUUGCUGCUACGUCGUUCGUUUGGUCGAUCCACGGGCGACGAGUUUUUGGAGGCUAUAAUGAAUAUGUUGGUCUUUUUCAGGUGUCCGGAUCCUUUGGAUGAAAGUUUCAACAUCCCUUCUGAGGAUUCGGUAUUGACUGACACAGUUUUAUCUUGUGCGUGUUGUGAUAUAUUUGAUGAAUUACUACAGUGUAAUUCUGAUAAAGUAUCAAAGUCGAUUGUUAGCGGUAUGGAUACAUGUUCAUUCACGCGGGCUAUCCCAGCACGUACGGUAACCCUUUUAUCAUUUUAUGCAAGUGUGAGUUGCAAAUACUACCACCUGUUACGUCUCGUGUUAAGUAUCGAUUUUACCAAUGUGCUUAAUGCAAUGCGUGACGGUGGUCGUUUGAUGAGUCUUGUUACUAUAAGUCUGCAUUACAACCGUAUCAAAUCUAAAUAUGUUAAAGAUCUUGACCGGUUGUAUUUUCUGAACGCCAACUUACUUUCUGACUUCGAAAUUGCAUCUAUAGAUGCUGCCCAUCGCAAAGCUCGUAAGGCUGCAAAGGAAUCUUCAGUUUCAACUCAGCAAUCGACACCUAAUAACACCUCUACACCGAUUGAUGUUAUGGACAAGAGCCCAUUUUUGUUUGAAUAUUUGGAUAAGAAUAAAUGUUAUCCACGGUUAGAGUUGUCAUGUCGUUUAUUUAGUGAGCGUGAUUUAUCAUUUGGGAGUGACAUUGGUGUGAAAUGUUUCGAAGACUUGGCUAUAGUAUUCGCUGUGGAAUACUUUUCUAAGAUCAAGCCUAGCGAUGUUGUUGAGGUAUUAUCGGGUCACAUUGGCAUCCUUAACCGUUCGCAAGGUACGGUGCGUAAUAUCAAGUCGACUCCGCAGGACAGUACUCGUUUAUUGUUGCGCAUCAUAGUUUCUACUUUGAAGGAAUACGGUAAUGUUGGUGUGACCCAGUUUGUACUACCCCGUGUUUAUGACUUUUUGAAUUCGGUGCUCAACUCUACCCUGGACGAAUUGUGUCCUGUUGUCGUGGCCCCCAAGACCAAGACUUCGCGUUCUUCAGUUAUUCCUCGAUGGAAGUGGUUCGCCAAUGCAAUAUUUAGUUUGCGUGCUGUUAGUUUAAGUGUGGAGACAUGGGACUCCAAGCAAGCCUCAUUGCCAGACAUGUGCCUUAACACAUGGCUCCCUACUCUUGGAAGGGCUCUAGACGUUUUUGAUUUCUUAUCUGAUGAUUAUGAGCUUGAAUCAUGGGAGAUUGCUAUAGAGACUACAUUUUUACAUUUGGUGGUAUCAUGUUCAAGUGAGGCUGAGCGUAUCGAGCGUGUACUAUCUGGUGACCUGGUAUCUCGUUCAGAGAGUUGUAAACGCCAUAUUCUACGCAUCCUUUUAUCUUUAUGGAGUAAAGCCAGUUUCCAUCUAGGAUCUACUGUUGUCAACAUUAUGCCAGUGCUUGGCGAGCUUGCUGACGACGACUCUCCUGAGGUACAGCGGCUUACGGAGACACUGAACGAACGUAUUCAGUCCUUUUUGAACAUGAGCUAG
This is a messenger RNA of Babesia sp. Xinjiang, 7998 nucleotides long. RefSeq lists its product as uncharacterized. NCBI's taxonomy places the organism in Eukaryota, Apicomplexa, Aconoidasida, Piroplasmida, Babesiidae. The transcript has a single exon. The record is from RefSeq and is a predicted model, not a curated record. The coding region runs from base 1 to 7998 and encodes 2665 amino acids.